AUGGAUGAGCGAAGGCCGAGCGGCGCAGGUCACAUCCGUAACGACCUGUGUGUCUGUCUAACCUCCCCAGGUGACAUCCGUAACGACCUGUGUGUCUGUCUACCCUCCCCAGGUCACAUCCGUAACGACCUGUGUGUCUGUCUAACCUCCCCAGGUGACAUCCGUAACGACCUGUAUCUCACCUUGGAAAGAGGAGACUUUGAAAGGGGAGGAAAGAGCGUCCAGAAGAACAUUGAGGUGUCCGUUUACGUGCUCUACGCAGACGGAGAGAUGCUCAAGGACUGUAUCAGCCUGGGCAGUGGUGAGCCCCACAUUAGUGAACACCGUUCCUUUGUCCUCUACCACAACAACAGCCCCCGCUGGAGCGAGGUGGUUAAACUACCCAUCCCCAUAGACCGCUUCAGAGGGUCACACCUACGCUUCGAGUUCAGACACUGCUCCACCAAAGACAAGGCGGAGAAGAAGCUGUUUAGCUUUGCCUUCACACCACUGAUGAGAGAGGACGGGACAACGCUGUCAGAUGAGAGUCACGAGCUCUAUGUCUACAAGUGUGACGAGAAUGCUACGUUCAGUAACCACGCGUUGUACCUGGGUCUGCCCUGCUGUAAGGAGGACUUCAACGGCUGUCCCAACAUCCCCUCCAGCCUCAUCUUCCAACGCAGCACCAAGGAGACCCUCUGGAUCUCCACACAGCUCUCCUCCACCAAGCUCACACAGAAUGUGGACCUGCUUGCGUUGUUGAAGUGGAAGGCCCACCCAGACAGAGUGAUGGACAUCCUGGGGCGACUACGUCAUGUCAGUGGAGAGGAGAUCGUCAAGUUCCUCCAAGACAUUUUGGACACCCUGUUUUCCAUUCUGGAUGACAACACUGACAAGUAUGGUCCUCUGGUGUUCCAGUCACUGGUGUUCAUCAUUAAUCUGCUGAGGGACAGCAAGUACUAUCACUUCCGUCCCGUCAUGGACACUUACAUCCAGAAGCACUUUGCUGGAGCGCUGGCGUACAAAGAGUUGAUCCGCUGUCUGAAGUGGUACAUGGACCGUUCUGCAGAAGUGGUGAAGCAGGACCACAUCCAGGAGGCCAUGAGGGCUCUGGAGUACCUGUUGAAGUUCAUUAUCCAGUCUCGGAUCCUGUACUCCCGUGCUACCUGUGGUAUGGAGGAAGAACAGUUCAGAGCCAGCAUCCAAGAGCUCUUCCAGUCCAUCCGCUUUGUCCUCAGUCUGGACAGCCGCAGCUCUGAGACACUCAUCUUCACACAGGCGGCGCUCCUGAACUCGUUCCCGGCCAUCUUUGAUGAACUGCUUCAGAUGUUUACAGUCCAGGAAGUGGCAGAGUUCGUACGGGGCACGCUUGGCAGCAUGCCUAGCACCGUACACAUCGGACAGUCCAUGGACGUGGUCAAACUGCAGUCCAUCGCUCGCACCGUCGACAGCCGCCUCUUCUCCUUCCCAGAGUCUCGUAGGAUCCUGCUUCCUGUGGUCCUGCAUCACAUCCACCUCCACCUGAGACAGCAGAAAGAGCUGCUCAUCUGUUCUGGCAUCCUCAGCAGUAUCUUCUCCAUCAUCAAGACCAGCUCUCUGGACACCCCGGUGCAGGAGGACAUAGAGAUGAUGGUCGAGUCUCUCCUGGAUGUGCUACUCCAGACCCUGCUGGCCAUCAUGAGCAAGUCUCAGUCCCAGGAGGCGGUAAGAGGACAGCGCUGCCCACAGUGCACGGCUGAGAUCACUGGAGAGUAUGUGUCCUGCCUCCUAUCCCUGCUGCGUCAGAUGUCUGAAAUCCAUUUCCAACAUCUGCUGGACAACUUCCAGAGCAAAGAGGAGCUGAAGGAGUUCCUGUUGAAGAUCUUUUGUGUGUUUCGUAACCUGAUGAAGCUCAGUGUCUUUCCCCGGGACUGGAACGUGAUGAGGCUGCUGACCAGCAACAUCAUAGUGACGACAGCCCAGUGUCUGUCCCCGGCUCUGAACAAAAACUUCACCGAAGCUGACUUUGAUUUCAAGGUGUGGAACUCAUACUUCAGUCUGGCUGUUCUCUACAUCAACCAGCCCAGCCUACAAUUAGAGAACACCACACCAGCCAAGAGGAAGAAUGUGUUGGACAAGUAUGGUGACAUGAGGGUGAUGAUGGCCUACGAGCUCUUCAGCAUGUGGCAGAACCUUGGUGAGAACAAGAUCCACUUCAUCCCAGGUAUGAUAGGUCCCUUCCUGGGUGUGACCCUGGUGCCUCAGGGGGAGGUCAGGAACAUCAUGAUCCCUAUCUUCCACGACAUGAUGGACUGGGAGCAGAGGAAGAACGGGAACUUCAAACAGGUGGAGGCAGAGCUGAUUGACAAGCUAGACAGUCUGGUGUCUGAGGGGAAAGGAGACGAGAACUACCGCGAGCUCUUCAGCCUGCUAACCCAGCUCUUUGGGCCUUACCCCAGCCUGCUGGAGAAGAUCGAGCAGGAGACUUGGAGGGAGACGGGAAUCUCCUUCGUCACCUCUGUCACGCGGCUGAUGGAACGUCUGUUGGACUACAGGGACUGCAUGAAAGGAGACGAGACAGAGAACAAGAAGAUUGGCUGUACUGUCAACCUGUUGAACUUCUACAAGUCAGAGAUCAACAAGGAGGAGAUGUACAUCCGCUAUAUCCACAAGCUGUGUGGCAUGCACCUCCAGGCUGAGAACUACACAGAGGCUGCGUUCACCCUGCUGUUGUACUGGGAGCUGCUGCAUUGGGAGGAGAGGCCUCUGAGGGAGUUCCUCCACUACCCAGCCCAGAGCGAGUGGCAUCGCAAAGAGGGCCUCUGUCGUAAGGUCAUCAACUACUUCAACAAGGGCAAGUGCUGGGAGUAUGGGAUACCGCUGUGCAGAGAGCUGGCUUACCAGUAUGAGACCUUGUAUGACUACCAAAGCCUCAGCUGGAUAAGGAAAAUGGAGGCAGCGUACUAUGACAACAUCAUGGAGCAGCAACGUCUAGAACCUGAGUUCUUCAGGGUGGGCUUCUACGGACGCAAGUUCCCCUUCUUCUUAAGAAACAAGGAGUUUGUCUGCCGUGGUCAUGACUACGAACGUUUAGAAGCCUUCCAGCAAAGGAUGCUGGGAGAAUUCCCACAAGCCAUUGCCAUGCAACACCCCAACCAACCAGACGAGGCCAUUUUACAGUGUGACGCCCAGUACCUCCAGAUCUACGCCGUUUCGGCGGUACCGGAGAACGUCAACGUUCUCCAGAUGGACCGGGUUCCAGACCGCAUCAAGAGCUUCUACCGAGUCAACAACGUGCGCCGCUUUCGCUACGACCGGCCCUUCCACAAAGGAUCCAAAGACCGAGAGAACGAGUUCAAGAGCUUGUGGAUCGAGAGGACUACGCUGAUCCUCACACAUCCUCUCCCUGGUAUCUCCCGCUGGUUUGAGGUGGAGAAGAGAGAGCUGAUUGAGGUGAGUCCUCUGGAGAAUGCCAUCUACGUGGUGGAGAACAAGAACCAUGAGCUGCGGACCCUGAUCAGCCAGUACCAACACAAGCAGCUCCAUGGCAACAUCAACCUGCUGUCCAUGUGUCUCAAUGGGGUCAUUGACGCUGCCGUCAACGGGGGCAUCGCCAGAUACCAGGAGGCCUUCUUUGAUAAGGAAUACAUCGGCAGUCAUGCAGAGGACACGGAGAAGAUCACUGCUCUCAAAGACCUCAUGCAGGAACAGGUUCACAUCCUGGGGGCGGGGCUUGCGGUCCAUGACAAGCUGGUGCACCCUGAAAUGCGUCCCCUGCACAAGAAGCUGAUAGAUCAGUUCCAAAUGAUGAGGAGCAGUCUCUAUGGUCUGCCUGGGCUGGACAAGCUGAGUCCUGCCUGUUCUGGUGCCAGCACCCCUAGAGGCAUCCUGGCUACGCACAGCCCCAUGAGCCCCGACAGCUUCAAAGUCAUGCACAGGCACAGUCCACUGAAUCUGCUGGGGUCUAUUCGCCACUCGUCCUCCUCACUGUCCUCUCACACCUCCAGUGAGACGGGUAAUCUGGUGAUCCUGACGGACGGCAUGGUGGUGGAACACCCCGAGGACAUCUACCGUAUGCAGGUCUGUCUCCACGCGAGGGUAGUGCCCGCUGUACCCACAGACAGGACUCUCAGCCAUCCAAGUCCUUCCUCCUCCAGCCUGAGCUCCACCCACUCAGCACCCUCCCAGAUGGUCACCUCCUCCAACAGCAUCAGAGGCUCUCCGUCGCUGCCGGAUAAAUACCGGAACAACCGUGAGAUGUUGAUGCUGCUGCCUCCUCACCGUGAAAGACCCAGCUCCGCCAUGUACCCCAACAUCACUGAGAACGGACAGCCAACCAACUUCCAGCGAGCGUUGUUCCACCAGGUGAUUGGUCCCUGCAAGCCCUGCAGCGACCCUAACCUGUCUGUGGCAGAGAAAGUCCUGACCACUCCUAGCAGCUGGAGUCUGGACAGUGGUACCAGAGAGGUGUUGCCGUUCCUGUCCGCCCACGUUGGGAGUGUGAUGGCCCCGCCUGUCCCGCCCCGCAGCCUGCCCCACGGCCACUUCUCCAUGAACUUUGAUGCUUUCCACCACCAGAACAGCGACCUCCCUCCAGCUCUCCCUGCGCGCUCCUCUUUACGAAAGUCAGCCUUGCACCCUAUACCUGCCUCGCCCACCAGUCCCCAGUCCCAGUCCGGCCUGGAUGGCAGUAACUCUACCCUCUCUGGUAGCGCCUCCUCCGGCGUCUCCUCUCUGAGCGAGAGCAACUUCAUGGGCCAGUCAUGUUCCACCGAGUCCCAUGGAACAACGAGACACCCAGCAGAUGCCCUGGACACUGUCUCCGUCACCCCCAGCAUGGCACACUCUACCUGGGCCACGGACGGAGAGGACCUGGGCAUGGACUCCCCCUCUGGUUCCUACCUGCCUGUGCGCUACAGUGUUUCUGAGUCAGAGAUCCUGGAUGGCUCCAAGCCCCCUCCCUGUCGUAGCCACUCCUCUCCUGGGGUGAUCACCCCGCUCAUCACCAAUAUCGUGGUUCCAAUCAGCCCCGUCCUCCCAGAGGCCCAUACCCUUAACAUCCAGAACCUGCCCCACUACCGCCACCAGCCUCCGCCUGCCCUGCCCCCCAAGCCCUACCUGAGAGAGGGGUGUAUUCCUGAGGAGGAAGGGUGUAUACCAGCCAGGCCUAUGCCCAUGCCACGCAAGAUCUCUCAGCCUCUCAUCACCUCUAAGGAAGAGCAGGCCAAAGUGGCGUGGGAGCACGGCAUCGCCGAAGAGUGAAGAGGCGGCCUGGGGGUGUAUUCAGACAGUGAUGUGAAACAUUCUGAACAUUCCAGAUAGAAAUAGAUUAGAUAGAGCGGACACACAUGAUUUCCCCUUAUUCUUUCUGACAGACAAUCAUAUAUGUUCUACAUUAAAUAUAUUUCUAUCUGAAUGUUCUGUAAUGUUACGUUCUCCUGAACUGGCACUUGGUUGGUCGAGGCAUGGUUGGUCGAGGCAUGGUUGGUCGAGGCAUGGUUGGUCGAGGCAUGGUUGGUCGAGGCAUGGUUGGUCGAGGCAUGCCCAUUAGGACAGUGACACAUUGUUUGUUGUUUUGUCUCUGUACUCCAGCACUUUGAAUUUAAAAUGAUACAAUGACUAUGAGGUUGAAGUAAACUGUGCUUACAGCACACAAUCUCCCCAUUUUAAGGGACUACAAGUAUUGGGACCUAUAUUUAUUAACUUCUUGCGUCGAGCCAUCCCCGGAUCCGGUAUCGUGACUACAGCCUCAAGCUCAUUACCAUAACGCAACGUUAACUAUUCAUGAAAAUCGCAAAUGAAAUGAAAUUAAU
Messenger RNA from Oncorhynchus gorbuscha (pink salmon), 5771 nucleotides. RefSeq names its product dedicator of cytokinesis protein 3-like. The transcript is spliced from 41 exons. Gene Ontology annotation, cellular component: plasma membrane; cytoplasm. The coding region runs from base 1 to 5220 and encodes 1739 amino acids. The record is from RefSeq and is a predicted model, not a curated record. Lineage: Eukaryota; Metazoa; Chordata; Actinopteri; Salmoniformes; Salmonidae. Gene Ontology annotation, biological process: small GTPase-mediated signal transduction. Gene Ontology annotation, molecular function: small GTPase binding; guanyl-nucleotide exchange factor activity.